AUCUGGGUGUUUUAGACAAGCAAAAGUGUUUUCAAUAUAUUUGUCUCGCUUCUUUGCGUGAAGGAUGGCCAAGAUCUUCAGGCUAGUUGCCCGUGACCGGCCAGCGGCCAUGCAUUGGCUGCUUUUGUCUUCACUUCUGGAGGUUACUACAAGUAUAGAAACUACCCCAUACCUCAAUAUUCUGUGGUUGGUUGUCAUAUGAUAUACACCGGUAUGACGCAGCAAACCCGAUCUGUUGCAAAACACAUAAACCUUUAAUCAUUCACUAUCUUGGUCACUCCACUACAAUAUUUAUUCCUCAUCAACUCAUCAGCAUCAAACAUCAUGCCGUCGUCCAGGCCGAAGCCAAGUGACGUUGCGGCGGAGACUAAGAAGAAUGAGAUCCCAGAGAUUAGAGCCAAGUACUCCCAGAUUUGGCCAUGCCAUUCUUACUUGUUUCAAUCACCAGCGCAAGAGCUUGUAUUGGACCCGCGAACGAAUCAAAGCCUGCCAGCGCCAAUCUUCUCUGUCCACCAUGCAGACCCUGUCGACUUCACGAUCAAUUGGGAACGAGACUCGGGGUGUCGAAUACCUUUAAUAUGUGCAGCAAAUGACCGGAGGCCUGGCGGAGACUGGGAAACUGGCGUCGUGGGCUACGAAGAGCGCUUUUGCCGCCGAUCUAACCUUAGCGCAUGCCUGGCUACUCCGGGCCCAGGAUCGAGCGUAGGAUCCAACUAUCCAAUCCCAAGCGAGGGUGGCAUCUACUCCGAGUUUGUCGUCGUCUUCCGAGGACCACACGACACUUACAAGAAGCUCCCACAAUGGGUGGAUCUUCCCGUUGUCUCUAUACCUCCCGCGCGCUGGCCGAAGCUCAGUCAAGGAGGGUUAAAGUAUGCAUUCCCUCUGGAGCGCCAAAUGGUAAUGAAUAAAAUCCGAGCCGGGCUGCUCAUCUGUGCUGCGUACGGACACAAGCAGGUCGUAAUCAUGGAUUUUAGCUUGGGCAACAGCAAUCGCAACCCGCCGCAAGAGCUUGCGGAGCUAUGGAGAGAGGUUUUCCUCUGGGAUCCGGAUCUAAGAGGUCGUUUCCAGUACGUGGCUUUUGUGUUCGAGGAUCCGUAUCAAAGCACAACGAAGCACAUCCUCGAUGACAUUACGAAGAAGAGCAAAAGUGGCGGUUCGGGCUCGAAAAAGUCCAAGUCUUCCAAUAGCUCUGGUUCGAGCUCCAGCUACUCCACUCCAAACGAUCAUGACAUCUUCUGCAGCGUGUUUGCACCGAAUGAGAUCCAACGCGUCAUUUCUCGGACCGACCCCCGAUGUUCUUUGUCAACGCUUACAUCUUGAACCGGGGAUUCUGGGGCAUUUCUUUUGUAUCCAGCUUUGUUUCUGGGACAUUCAUCAGGUGGCUAGGUUCUGAGGGCGUUGCGGCAGUUUUGUGGUUUUGAGAUUGUCCUGUUUACUGCUUGCCGCUUUCUC
Truncatella angustata is the source of this 1452-nucleotide messenger RNA. RefSeq lists its product as uncharacterized. NCBI's taxonomy places the organism in Eukaryota, Fungi, Ascomycota, Sordariomycetes, Amphisphaeriales, Sporocadaceae. Bases 325 to 1320 code for a protein of 331 amino acids. The transcript has 5 exons. The record is from RefSeq and is a predicted model, not a curated record.